This is a messenger RNA of Manis javanica (Malayan pangolin), 1651 nucleotides long. RefSeq names its product chromosome 10 C12orf75 homolog (gene C10H12orf75). The record is from RefSeq and is a predicted model, not a curated record. Lineage: Eukaryota; Metazoa; Chordata; Mammalia; Pholidota; Manidae.
GCAAGUGCGGAAGAAACGGCAAAGAGUGUGUGCAGAGUGAGCAAAAGGGUACCCUCAGCCCCUCCACCUCGGCCCCACCAACCCGCCUGUGCCGGCCAAGCCCCUCAGCCUCGCCCUCGCCCCCAAACCCUGUUUUAACUUCUGCCCCCACUUAACGACGACCAAUGCCCAGCCGGGGAGCCCGCAGGAGGCUGCGGAUUGGCCGGCCGCGCGGUUGCCGAGGUGACGGGUGGGUCUGGCGGGGACCCCAUGGGUGGGGUUGGUGGUUUGGGGAGGCCGGGGGUUUCCGCCCCGGCGCGCCCCGGCCCUCGCCCCGCGGUGGCGGGAAGGGCGGCCCCCGCGCGCCCCCUCUGGCCUCCCGUCGGGGCGCGCCGCCCUCCGCCUCCGUCUCCGCCCCCAGGACGUGCGGCCGCCGGCUCCGAGCGCGGCUCCCCUGCUUGCGGCGCGAUGGGCUGCGGGAACUCCACCGCCGCCAGCGCGGGAGCCGGCCGAGAAGAUCAAGCUUCUGCCUGGGACCUCCUGGGAUGUUAGAUGGUGAACCCAGCAUGGAAGAGGCCCUGAGGGUGCUUGCCUGGAGCCUGUGCAGUCAAGGCCCUGCAGGAGCAGCCAAAGAUGUAGCAGAAGAAUCGAUAACGGAAGAUGACAAGAGGAGAAACUAUGGAGGGGUGUAUGUCGGUCUACCAUCUGAAGCUGCCAAGAUGGUAUCCAAUCAAACAAAGACUGUACGAAAAAAUUAGAAGAAAAUGUCAUGCAUUGACUUAAUAAUCAAGAGCUUGCUGGUUAGAGUUUGGAAGGAAUUCCACUCCAUGGGACACUGUAAUGUGCACAGACAUGUUCAAGGAAAUGCUAAAGGCCCCCUACUCUGCCUCCCCAUCUCCCCACCUCCCACAAAAUUCUUAAGUCUGUAGUUAAAACCAUGGGUACGUUGUGAUACUAGAAAGGAAUUGAUUAAACAGUACAGCCGCAUAUGGAACUUUCUGUGGUCGAACUGCAAAAGACAGGCUAACAAGCUGUUGCUGCCCAGCCGGCCUGCUGUGUUCCAGCCACAUUUCACCCUGGCCAUUCAGCAUGGUUCAUGAAGAUCAUGUGUUUUCACUGACACUUUUUUGAUAGUUUUUAUAUAACAAAAUCCUUAUUCUAUUUAUACCUUAAGAGAUAGUAAGGCACUGUAAAUGAAUUACAUACAGUAAUAUAUUUGUUAAUUUUCACUAUUUCUACUUCAUAUUAAUUUUUAGCUGUAAGAUUAUUAAAUUGAUUCCUAUUGUUACCUCUUUCCCUUUUUACUGUUUGGUUUUCAGCUUUAUUUAAAUAUCAGAGAACUUCCUGGCUGUAUUACAUUGCAACAUUUAAAAACAAACUGCUGAAAUUUGCAUACCAUAUGCACAUCUUGAUUAAUUUCCUAUUUUCUUUAGGCAAAGACUGUUUAACUACAAAUACUUCAUAGCCAUUGGGUCUCCCAUUCUACCUUGGUGUGAUCACAGGAUCUCAUGUUAAUUCUAUAGUAUUUUCAAGGACUUGUGACUGACAGUUAGUGGGAUAUUUUGAAGGUUCUUACUUUGAUAAUGACCAUGUGUAUCUACUUACUACUGCAAUGUAAAUCCCUCAAUUUACCAAUGUAUUUCAAUAAUUAAAACAUUUUUAUCCCUCUUUA